Messenger RNA from Penicillium longicatenatum, 2193 nucleotides. It is a transcript of the gene cat1, whose product is annotated as catalase catB. Gene Ontology annotation, cellular component: cytosol. Bases 1 to 2193 code for a protein of 730 amino acids. The record is from RefSeq and is a predicted model, not a curated record. Lineage: Eukaryota; Fungi; Ascomycota; Eurotiomycetes; Eurotiales; Aspergillaceae. The transcript is spliced from 5 exons. Gene Ontology annotation, molecular function: catalase activity; heme binding. Gene Ontology annotation, biological process: response to oxidative stress; hydrogen peroxide catabolic process.
AUGCAUUACGCGGUGUUCCUCGCAGGCCUCAUUGGCACGGCCAAUGCAGCUUGUCCGUAUAUGUCAGGCGAUUUACCGGACUCUUCUGAACUUCGUCGUCGCGACGAUGCAGAUGCAUCGGUCGCCACCGAGGACUUCCUUUCUCAAUUCUACCUCAACGAUAAAGAUGCCUUCAUGACUUCGGACAUUGGCGGUCCAAUUGAAGACCAGAACAGUCUGAGCGCAGGAGAGCGUGGCCCCACACUUCUGGAGGACUUUAUCUUUCGUCAGAAAAUUCAGCGAUUUGACCAUGAACGGGUCCCAGAGCGUGCCGUCCACGCGCGCGGAGUCGGCGCCCAUGGCGUGUUCACAUCUUAUGGCGACUGGUCUAACAUAACCGCAGCCUCAUUCCUCGGUGCAAAGGACAAGGAAACACCCAUGUUUGUCCGCUUCUCAACUGUUGCCGGUAGUCGCGGAAGCGCCGACACAGCGCGAGAUGUUCACGGAUUCGCAACGCGAUUCUAUACCGAUGAAGGCAAUUUUGAUAUCGUCGGAAACAACAUUCCCGUCUUCUUCAUCCAGGAUGCAAUUCUCUUCCCAGAUCUCAUUCACGCCGUGAAGCCGCGUGGCGAUAAUGAAAUUCCUCAAGCUGCCACUGCGCAUGAUUCGGCGUGGGACUUCUUUAGUCAACAGCCUAGCGCGUUGCAUACGCUUAUGUGGGCGAUGGCCGGCCAUGGUAUUCCCAGAUCGUUUCGCCACGUUGAUGGUUUUGGUGUGCACACUUACCGAUUUGUGACCGAUAAGGGGGCUUCCAAGCUGGUGAAGUUCCAUUGGAAGACUCUGCAGGGUAAGGCGAGCUUUGUAUGGGAGGAGGCGCAGCAGACUGCUGGAAAGAACGGAGAUUUCAUUCGUCAGGAUUUGUGGGAUGCGAUCGAGGCUGGACGUUACCCUGAGUGGGAGCUUGGUGUCCAAAUCAUGGACGAAGAUGAUCAACUUCGAUUCGGCUUUGAUCUCCUCGAUCCUACCAAGAUUGUCCCGGAGGAAUUAGUUCCAGUCACUAAACUGGGUAAAAUGCAACUCAACCGCAAUCCGAAGAACUACUUCGCCGAGACUGAGCAGGUCAUGUUCCAACCCGGCCACAUCGUCCGCGGCGUCGAUUUCACUGAAGACCCCCUCCUCCAAGGCCGCAUCUUCUCCUACCUAGACACGCAACUCAACCGCCACGGCGGCCCGAACUUCGAACAACUCCCUAUUAACCGCCCCCGAGUUCCAAUCCACAACAACAACCGUGACGGCGCAGGACAGAUGUACAUCCCUCUCAACAAGGACGCCUACACACCCAACACACCGAACAACGGCUCCCCCAAACAAGCGAACCAAACAGUCGGCAACGGAUUCUUCACUGCCCCCGGCCGAACAACAAGUGGAAAGCUAGUCCGCAGCGUUAGCUCUUCGUUCACGGACGUCUGGUCCCAGCCACGACUAUUCUGGAACUCGCUCGUCGAGGCGGAAAAACAGUUUGUCGUGGAUGCGAUGCGUUUCGAGAAUGCCAACGUCGUUAGUCAGGUUGUGAGGGAUAAUGUUGUUUUACAACUUAAUCGGAUCAGCAAUGAUCUUGCGAAGCGAGUCGCCGAGGCUAUUGGUGUUGAUGCGCCGGAUCCUGAUCCGACGUAUUACCAUCACAAUACCACUGCGCGGAUUGGUGCUUUCGGACAGAAAUUGUUGAAGCUUGAGGGGUUGAAAGUGGGACUCCUUGCUUCGGUGGAUAAUUCUUCUUCUAUUGCCCAGGGCGCGAGCCUGCAGACUCAACUCACCUCUGUCGGCGUUGAUGUUGUUGUUGUUGCUGAGCGUAUGGAGGAUGGUGUGAAUCAGACAUACUCGGCGUCCGACGCUACGAACUUUGAUGCUGUAAUCAUUGCGGAUGGAGCGCAGGGACUGUUCGGGUCAAGAUCUUUGACGUCGGAGAACAAGACUUAUGGCGCUAGCUCGUUGUAUCCGGCUGGGCGGCCGUUGGAUAUCCUUCUUGAUGCCUUCCGCUUCGGCAAGACUGUUGGUGCGCUUGGCAAGGGGUCUGCUGCGUUGAAGACGGCGCAUAUUUCUACCGACCGUGACGGUGUUUAUGCUGCUAAGGCUGUCAGUGAUACGUUUACCGAUGAGAUCAAGGAUGGACUGCGGACUUUCAAGUUCUUGGAUCGGUUCACUUUGGAUGGUUAG